AUGGAAGUUCAUCAGAAAAUUCGAUUUAAUAAUACACAAGUAUUCUUCAUCUUCAUUCAAACACUACGUCAGACUUCAGACCUCCCGGUACUGCAGUCAGACUUCAGACCUCCCGGUACUGCAGUCAGACUUCAGACCUCCCGGUACUGUAGUCAGACUUCAGACCUCCCGGUACUGCAGUCAGACUUCAGACCUCCCAGUACUGCAGUCAGACUUCAGACCUCCCGGUACUGCAGUCAGACUUCAGACCUCCCGGUACUGCAGUCAGACUUCAGACCUCCCGGUACUGCAGUCAGACUUCAGACCUCCCGGUACUGCAGUCAGACUUCAGACCUCCCGGUACUGCAGUCAGACUUCAGACCUCUCAGUACUGCAGUCAGACUUCAGACCUACCGGUACUGCAGUCAGACUUCAGACCUCCUGGUACUGCAGUCAGACUUCAGACCUCUCAGUACUGCAGUCAGACUUCAGACUUCCCGGUACUGCAGUCAGACUUCAGACUUCCCGGUACUGCAGUCAGACUUCAGACUUCCCGGUACUGCAGUCAGACUUCAGACCUCCCGGUACUGCAGUCAGACUUCAGACUUCCCGGUACUGCAGUCAGACUUCAGACCUCCCGGUACUGCAGUCAGACUUCAGACCUCCCGGUACUGCAGUCAGACUUCAGACCUCCCGGUACUGCAGUCAGACUUCAGACCUCCCGGUACUGCAGUCAGACUUCAGACUUCCCGGUACUGCAGUCAGACUUCAGACUUCCCGGUACUGCAGUCAGACUUCAGACUUCCCGGUACUGCAGUCAGACUUCAGACUUCCCGGUACUGCAGUCAGACUUCAGACCUCCCGGUACUGCAGUCAGACUUCAGACCUCCCGGUACUGCAGUCAGACUUCAGACCUCCCGAUACUGCAGUCAGACUUCAGAUUUCCCGGUACUGCAGUCAGACUUCAGACCUCCCGGUACUGCAGUCAGACUUCAGACCUCCCGGUACUGCAGUCAGACUUCAGACCUCCCGGUACUGCAGUCAGACUUCAGACCUCCCGGUACUGCAGUCAGACUUCAGACCUCCCGGUACUGCAGUCAGACUUCAGACCUCCCGGUACUGCAGUCAGACUUCAGACCUCCCGGUACUGCAGUCAGACUUCAGACCUCCCGGUACUGCAGUCAGACUUCAGACCUCCCGGUACUGCAGUCAGACUUCAGACCUCCCGCAUCAAGCCAGCUGUGUAUCAGCAUCAAGCCAGCUGUGUAUAACAGCAUCAAGCCAGCUGUGUAUAACAGCAUCAAGCCAGCUGUGUAUAACAGCAUCAAGCCAGCUGUGUAUAACAGCAUCAAGCCAGCUGUGUAUAACAGCAUCAAGCCACCUGUGAAUAACAGCAUCAAGCCACCUGUGAAUAACAGCAUCAAGCCAGCUGUGUAUAACAGCAUCAAGCCACCUGUGAAUAACAGCAUCAAGCCAGCUGUGAAUAACAGCAUUAAGCCAGCUGUAAAUAACAGCAUCAAGCCAGCUGUGAAUAACAGCAUCAAGCCAGCUGUGAAUAACAAGAUAUAG
Molecule: messenger RNA, 1548 nt
Organism: Procambarus clarkii (red swamp crayfish)
Lineage: Eukaryota; Metazoa; Arthropoda; Malacostraca; Decapoda; Cambaridae
Source: RefSeq, a predicted model, not a curated record